Manis javanica (Malayan pangolin) is the source of this 1852-nucleotide messenger RNA. It is a transcript of the gene ZMYND10, whose product is annotated as zinc finger MYND-type containing 10. Gene Ontology annotation, biological process: outer dynein arm assembly; inner dynein arm assembly; motile cilium assembly. Lineage: Eukaryota; Metazoa; Chordata; Mammalia; Pholidota; Manidae. The record is from RefSeq and is a predicted model, not a curated record. Gene Ontology annotation, cellular component: centriolar satellite; cytoplasm.
CGAACACUGCGGCCUGAAGCAACACAGCUUUGGGGUGUCUGCCGAGGCGAGGCGGGGUCGCGCGGAGUGGGCAGGCUAGGGGGCGGGCCCGGCCUACUGCGCAGGCGCCCAGCUACCGUUUCCAUGGUGGUAGGACCCACGCGCCCCAACCGCGGCCCAACUGUCCUGUCCUAAACCACUGGCCGCCAGCGCCGGCUGCUUGCCAGGGUCACCCGACCCCCGCCUUCCCGCGCCCCGGCCCCGACCCCGGCAUGGGCGACCUGGAGCUGCUGCUGCCCGGGGAGGCGGCCGUGCUCGUGCAGGGACUGCGCAGCUUCCCGCUGCGCGACGUGGGCUCCGGAGGGUGGAACCAGCAGCACGAGAGCCUGGAAAAGCUGAACAUGCAGGCCAUCCUCGAUGCCACAGCCCGGCAGGACGAGCCCAUCCAGGAGCUGCUGGUCACCCACGGGAAGAUCCCCACACUGGUGGAGGAGCUGAUCGCAGUGGAGAUGUGGAAGCAGCGGGUGUUCCCUGUGCUGUGCAGGCUGGAGGACUUUAAGCCCCAGAACACUUUUCCGAUAUACAUGGUGGUACACCAUGAGGCCUCUAUCAUCAACCUCCUCGAGACGGUGUUCUUCCACAAGGAGGUAUGUGAGUCAGCAGAGGACACCAUCUUGGACUUGGUAGACUACUGCCACCGCAAACUGACUCUGUUGGUGGCCCAGAGUGGCUGUGGUGGCCCCCCUGAGGAGGAGGAGUCCCAGCACAGCACCCCCAUGCAGGAGCUGCAGAAACAGGCAGAACGGAUGGACUUUGAGAUUGCACUGAAGGCUCUCUCUGUGCUGCGCUACAUCACAGACUGUGUGGACAGCCUUUCCCUGAGCACAUUGAGCCGCAUGCUCAGCACCCACAACCUGCCCUGCCUCCUAGUGGAGCUGCUGGAGCACAGUCCCUGGAGCCGGUGCAGAAGAGGCAAGCUGCAACGAUUUGAGGGUGGCCAUUGGCAGACAGUGGCUUCCUCAGAGCAGCAAAAGCUCAGCAAGUUAGAUGGGCAGGUAUGGAUCGCCCUGUACAACCUGCUGCUAAGCCCCGAGGCCCGGGCCCGCUACUGCCUCACAAGCUUUGCCAAGGGACAGCUACUCAAGCUUCAAGCCUUCCUCACAGACACACUGCUCGACCAGCUACCCAACCUGGCAGACCUGAAGGGUUUCCUGGCCCACCUGGCCCUGGCAGAGACCCAGCCCCUUAAGAAGGACCUGGUGUUGGAGCAGAUCCCAGAAAUUCGGGAGCGGCUAGAGCAAGAGAACAGAGGCAAGUGGCAGGCUAUUGCUAAGCACCAGCUGCGGCAUGUAUUCAGCCCCUCAGAGCAGGACCUGCGGCUGCAGGCACGGAGGUGGGCUGCCACCUACAGCCUGGAUGUGCUAGAGGCAGUGGCUCCGGAGCAACCCCACUGUGCCCACUGCAGCGCAGAGGCCUCCAAGCGCUGCUCGCGAUGCCAGAAUGAGUGGUACUGCUGCAGGGAGUGCCAAGUCAAGCACUGGGAGAAGCACAGAAAGGUUUGCGUCCUGGCAGCCCAAGGCGACGGAGCCAAGUGAGGGCUGAGGCUGCUGAAAGUUGACCACGGGUACCUUACGACCCACCCAGUGUGCCCGAGCCGCGGGACCUCAGCCUAGCCGCUGCCAGGGCCUCAGCCUGCCCGGUGGUGAGCACAGCUGACGACCCAUCUCCCCGCAGGGCGCCCCCUGCUUCCUGCCCCACCCGUUGGCUAGGCGAGGGCGCUGCCUCAGCAAACUGGGGCCGACGGCCUACGGCCUGGGCUAGGGGCGGAUGUGGGGACCCUCUUCCUCCACCACAGUAAAACUGGCCUCCAGAA